CUGGGGUAUGGCCGUCAAUGUGUACUCCACAUCCGUGACCAGUGAGAAUCUGAGUCGCCAUGAUAUGCUUGCGUGGGUCAAUGACUCCCUGCACCUCAACUAUACCAAGAUAGAACAGCUCUGUUCAGGGGCAGCCUACUGCCAGUUCAUGGACAUGCUCUUCCCUGGCUGCGUGCACCUGAGGAAGGUGAAGUUCCAGGCCAAGCUAGAGCACGAGUACAUCCAGAACUUCAAGGUGCUGCAAGCCGCUUUUAAGAAGAUGGGUGUUGACAAAAUAAUUCCUGUAGAGAAAUUAGUGAAAGGAAAAUUCCAAGAUAAUUUUGAGUUUAUUCAGUGGUUUAAGAAAUUCUUUGACGCAAACUAUGAUGGAAAGGAAUACAACCCUCUGCUGGCGCGGCAGGGCCAGGACGUAGCGCCACCUCCUAACCCAGGUGAUCAGAUCUUCAACAAAUCCAAGAAACUCAUUGGCACAGCAGUUCCACAGAGGACGUCCCCCACAGGCCCCAAAAACAUGCAGACCUCCGGCCGGCUGAGCAACGUGGCCCCACCCUGCAUCCUCCGGAAGAAUCCCCCAUCGGCCCGAAACGGUGGCCAUGAGACUGAUGCCCAAAUUCUUGAACUUAACCAGCAGCUAUUGGAUUUGAAGCUGACCGUGGAUGGGCUGGAGAAGGAGCGUGACUUCUACUUCAGCAAACUCCGGGACAUCGAGCUCAUCUGCCAGGAACACGAGAGCGAGAACAGCCCCGUCAUCGCGGGCAUCAUUGGCAUUCUCUAUGCCACCGAGGAAGGCUUUGCACCCCCUGAGGACGACGAGAUUGAGGAACACCAACAAGAAGAACAGGACGAGUACUGAGGGCGGCUCCAGCCCUGGCUGACUGCACGCCCCCUACCCCACGCCCACCCCCACAUUAUAAUCCUUUCCUUAGAGCGUCGGCCGGGUGCUUUGUGUCAGUGCCGCAGCAUUGGGGAGUCAGGCGAGGGGGCUGGAGGGGUUGGGGCAGAUGGGCAGGCAGAGGCCCGCACUGGCCAGUGGGUGGGACCCCUGCCCAUUCCCCACCCCUAUUUAUUUCCGUUGUCUCUAUGCUGUUUCGGCCAACACUUCCCAGGGUGCUGUGCCACCCGCCCCCGCCAGCCGCCUGCUCCCCUGACAGCCAGCAGCUGUAUAUUUGACAAAGUCAUUGGUAUAUUUUUACUUACUGGAUUUUCCUUGCACUUUACCUGUUCUUUUCCCAGGGCUCACAGCACGGGCUCCAGGGCAGUGUGCCUGGCUUGGCUUCCCUUCCCCAUUGCCGGGCCAUGGCAGGACUCACAAUUCUUAUUUAUUUUGUCUUUUGACUCCCCAGUAGUUGAGGGAAGGCUGAUGUCAGGAGAGGGAGAGGGGGACUGAGGAGAGGGUGCCUUAGGCCUCGGUGGUCAGGGAGAGGGAGGGGAGCAUGCGAGGGAUGAAAAUGACCCCCUGGCACCAGACUCACCCACCCUGGGCCCCUUUCCCCAGCCCCAAAGCCCAACACUGCCCCGAGGCCCCCAGCCACUCCCUCCGCAGCCCGUUCAUACCACACAGACUCUGCCCUGACCCUCCUGUACGUCUGCCUCCCAUCCCCCCACCUCCCCACCCCUGCCUCCUUGGGCCACCCAGCCUGUGUAUGUGUUCACUUUUAUUUAAAUAAACUUGUGUGGUAAAAGUCCA
This is a messenger RNA of Myotis brandtii (Brandt's bat), 1687 nucleotides long. RefSeq names its product microtubule-associated protein, RP/EB family, member 3 (gene MAPRE3). The transcript is spliced from 6 exons. The record is from RefSeq and is a predicted model, not a curated record. Lineage: Eukaryota; Metazoa; Chordata; Mammalia; Chiroptera; Vespertilionidae. Gene Ontology annotation, cellular component: cytoplasmic microtubule; spindle midzone; microtubule plus-end. Bases 8 to 853 code for a protein of 281 amino acids. Gene Ontology annotation, biological process: protein localization to microtubule plus-end; spindle assembly; regulation of microtubule polymerization or depolymerization. Gene Ontology annotation, molecular function: microtubule plus-end binding.